AUGUCAGAACAUACCAGUGCGGAUCUCCAGGAUGACAUUGACGUUCCAAUUACGUCCAGUCGCCCAACCACACGACUUGGUAGAUUGGAUCAGUGCGCAGUUGUGUGGCUUGAAGAAUUUCGAUAUCUGUGGCGUGAUUUGCUGGACCCGACUGUUCCUUUCUCAGUUGUUGUCAUCAGCCCCAGACCACCGCAGAGUCGUUACCAAGACUACAAUUGCCAUGUUCUUCUUGAACAGAACAGACCACAAGGAAGAGCUGCGGGAGUCUUAACUGCCAUGAGUCGGGAACCACAGGGUUUGGAAGUCAUUCAAGGGGCAUAUAGUGUCCCACGUUUUGUCAGAUUGGAUGAUCUCAUCGAGACCAUGAACAUCCAACCACAAUGUGAGGGCCGACGUUGUACUGCCUUUCACCAGCAAGAACCAAUUCAUUUGGUCCAGGCCACUGAACUGACGUCAGGUUUUAGCAUCCGAGUUCAAAUCACCACUGCCAUGACCCAAUUUCCGAUCCUACCACAAUCACAUAGUGGUGAAUUUGAUGCAUCCGUUUUCAUGCAAAGACCGGCAUCUGCAGCACCACAAGAAGUUGGAGAUGAUCCACAGCAACCGGCAACGACGCCCGCAUGUCCAACUUUCCAGUUUGAUCCUGAUGCUGCCGCUUUUGUGCCAGGAGGUCUUGCAUUGUUACAGACGUCCUUACAGCGUAAAAAGACCCUGAGUUUGGAUGAGCUUAUUCCGGAAGAACUUAGCAGCACAGACCAUUGGAUUCCAUUUCAACUGUUACAUUUGGACUUCAUCCCUGAACUUCCUAGAGAGAUUUUCUUGGAAGAAGAUGCCACUGAACAGGAGGUUGAACAAGAAUUGCAGAAGUUUGGACAUCAUAGACAUGCCUAUGCCAUUGGUUCCACUGGGAAAUUUGCCACUGUGCCGAUCCAUUGGCACACCAAGGAUCAUCAUGCGAUUUACUGGCAGACCAAUGUAACAGAGUCCACGCCCACACAGUGCAUGGAUCUUGGGGUUGACUGGACGUACAUUGAAGAACUUUUCCAAUCAGUGACAUCUGGAAUGAACUGGCCGAUCAUCUUGCCAAAAGUGAAGCAACAGAUGCAAGCACACAGGAUUCACAUCCUGGGAGUCCAAGAAGCCAGAAGUCCACCAGGUUUGAGCACUGCUGAUGACAUCCUGAGAGAGACAACAACGUGGACAUCACCCGAUGGUCAAAGUGAACAUCGUAUUGAUUUCAUUGCGAUUCCUCAAGCUCAAUUGCCAUCUUGCACAUGGUCUGGCAUUGUGCCUACCCUUGAUCAAGGGAAUGCACACAAUGACCACACAGCCACAGCAUUGCAGCUGAAUUGGACAGUAGAGCUUCCCAAAAGACUCAAAUCCACAGCCAAUGUGCGCCAUGAUCGCACCAAAAUCGCACAUAAGAAGGGAUUGCUUCAUUUUCAGCAUGUCAAAGCUUGUGACUGGCAAUGCAACAUUGAGACCCAAGUGCAAGAAUUAAACUCGGCCAUUCAUACUGCUUUGACUGAUGUUUGUCCAAUUGACAAGACCACACCCAAGAAAUCCUUCAUUGAUGCAGAGACUUGGGAAUUACGUGCGAGCAAACUUCGUUUGAAACGUCGAAUUUCCUUAGCUGGGAAGCAGGCGAGGUUGGAUCUGAUGGGUUUGUGGUUCAAGCAAUGGAAGGGCGAAACCACUGUGCAAGAACACAACGAGUUUGUGCAACAUCAGUGCACUGUUUCCUGCGUAUUUCUGAAGUUGUCUUGCCAAUAUUGGUCUUGCACCCGACAAUUGAAAAAGCAGUUGCAGACGCUCAAGAACAAGAACAUGCAGAAGGUGAUUGAGGAGGCAGGUUACAAUGCCUCGGCUGGCACACUUUUGCAUCUCAUGAAACCUUUCUUAGGAUCGACCAAUCCCAAGAAGCAAAAAAGAGCGUGCCUACCGAUUGUCAAGCAGGCCGAUGGCCGAAUCUGUGCAGACCCAGUAGAAGCCCAGAACAGAUGGAUUGAAUUCUUUCGUGACAUGGAAGGUGGCAGAAGAAUGACUGACCUCCAGUACAGAGAUCACUGGUUGCAAGGUCUUGAUCAUUUUAUCCAGACAGAGGCCACCAAUAUUCCUAUCCAAGACAUGCCAACUUUGUGUGAACUCGAAACUGCUCUCCGUAGAGUUCAGAUUGGAAAAGCUAUUGGCAUGGACCAUGUUCCACCAGAAAUCUGUCAUUAUUGCCCUGUGCAAUUAGCGAGGCUCUGCUAUCCCAUCAUGCUGAAGGCAGCCAUCCACGGCCAAGAGGCAGCAGAGCACAAAGGAGGGAAGCUUGCCAUUGCGUGGAAGCAGCGUGGAGAUGUACGAGAUUGUCAAACGCAUAGGUCCCUUCUUGUUUCGAGCCAUAUUGGAAAAACCAUUCACAGGGCACUGAGGCAGAAGUCACACCAUUUGUAUGACGCCUAUAUGCAAAGACAGCAACUUGGUGGAAAACAGAAAAUGCCUGUUUCCAUUCCGCUCCACAUGACACGAGCAUUUCUGCGAUGGAAGGCCCGUAUCUCGGCCUCGACUGCUGUAGUAUUUCUUGACUUGACUGAAGCUUUCUAUCGCACGCUUCGUCCCCUUGCUGUUGGAGGUGAGAUGUCUGACCAUAGCAUUGGUCUCAUGUGUGCACGUCUAGGCUUGGACUCUGAUGCCAUGCACGACUUGACACAACUCCUCCAGGAGCCAGCUGCCCUUGCUGAAGCACAAGCACCAGCGCAUGUGCAGCGCAUGUUGCAGGCCUUCCACCGUGAUACGUGGUUCCAGAUUGGAACCCAAACAGAUCUUAUACGGACGGAGAUCGGUUCACGACCGGGAGAUAGCUUUGCUGACGUUGUGUUUGGCCUGUUAUGGGCAAAGCUCCUCAGAAAACUGGAGGCACAUUUGGUCAGCUUUGGCAUUUUGGAAUUCAUUCCUGACAUUGAAUUUCCGACACCAUUUGCAUCCGAGGACAGCACUGCAUAUCCGAAAAUUCCAUUGCUCGGUCCCACUUGGAUGGACGAUUUGAGUCUGCUCAUCACUGCACCAUGCAAUGAAGCUCUGAUCACAAAGACCAAACUUGCGGUUAGUCUUUUGCUCGCCCAAGGGCCCCAGUUGCCUGCUCCUGCGCCACAACAAUGGGAGGACUAUGAUAUUCCUUUCUUGGAGGCACUCUACCUGCAUCUAGUGGAGGAUGAGACCCAGGGAGUCCUGGCUGUGUCAUUAAGAAAGUUCAUAUGUACCUACCCCAUCAGUUGGACGAAAUGCAAGAGAACACUCGCUGCCUUUUGCCAGCAAUUCACCGAGGCAGAUGCUGACGUCCUCAACUGGUCUUACCCUGUAAUCAUUCACCACAUGACGCUGAUGCAACAGGAUAAAUACUGGGAUUUUUUGCAUGAUGAUAAAGCCUCAGUAACAUGUCACAAGCCAGCGACUAUUUGCGAAUGGGAACAAUGGUGCACUGGGCUUGCCAACCAGCCUCCAUUGGAGUGGACACAAUGGAAUCCACAGCCGCAAUCCCUCACCAAACAGAAAAUCCUUCUUCAUGCAUUUGCCGGAAGGCGACGCAGAGGGGACAUUGAGUGGUAUCUUGACAUGCUUUCGCAGAAGAUGGAAGGAUGCGUUCUUUUGACUGUUUCAAUUGAUAUUAUCAUUGACUCUGUACACGGAGAUAUUGCGAAGGAGGAGACAAGAAUGAUGUGGCUGCACCAUAUCAGACAGGGACAUGUGGCAGGAUUUUUGGCUGGUCCACCAUGCAACACAUGGAGCCGAGUGAGAGCAGUUCAACUUGCUGGUAACAAAGGGCCCAGAGUCAUUCGUACGCCUGAUGCCCCUUGGGGCUUGAAUGAGCUGCGUAUUGGUGAAUUGCACCAAGUGACGAUUGGCACCAUUUUGUUAGGAUUUGCAUUUGAAUACAUGCUUGCUAUGGCAAGGUACAGUGGAUCUGGCGUCCUGGAGCACCCCAAAGACAGCGAAGAUGAGUCAACGGUCAGCAUCUGGAGGUUACCGAUCCUCCAAUUGCUACUACAAUUUCCUGGUAUGAGAUUGGUUAAUUUGUCGCAAGGGCUCUUCGGAGCUCCCAGUCCGAAGCCUACGACUUUGCUUGUAUUACGCUUGCCAUCACUGGAACGGUCGUUACAUGAAGGCAUGCUGUGUACCAAGCUCCCCUUCGGCAUUACCACAGGCAAAGAUAGCCAUGGAAACUUCAACACGGCUCCGUUGAAGGAGUACCCGCCAGGACUUUGUAGGGCCAUUGCUCAAAGUUUUGGCACUGAUUUCAGUGCGCAUGGCACCAGUGCGGAGCACGGUGAUUUACCAGACUUGCCAUUGUCGUUUUUGGAUAUCUGCACGAAGAUGCGGGACCACGACUUUGGCCACUUCAUUGGUCUGGAUUGA
Cladocopium goreaui is the source of this 4398-nucleotide messenger RNA. The record is from the annotation of a GenBank genome assembly. NCBI's taxonomy places the organism in Eukaryota, Dinophyceae, Suessiales, Symbiodiniaceae.